GCCGUUUCUACUUUCACCUCGGUUCGUCUAGAAGCUUCGGGUUGACCGCGUCUCGGUAGUGUGCGGAAGUGCUCCACGUUCCUCGACGCUGCGCGUAUAAUUAUGGUGUUUGUGGUUAGGUGACGUGUUUCCAGGCAUUUUCUCGAUUGGAAAAAAGCCGCCCCCCGCGUCGUUCUCGAGAAGAAUCGCGAGGAAAGAAUGCCGAGCUGCCAAGGGUCGAGCCGCGUCCCCCGCGAGCAAUGACCUUCCGUGAAGCGAUGCGGGCGUCAGUGAUCCUUUGUUGACGCAUUCUUCAGCAUUCUUCGCCUCGCCCAAACCGAGCCGAGCCGAGUCGACCUGCCGGCCGUCACGGGAGUGAUCUACCUUUGUUUAAGAGCUCAUUCCAAGUUUCAUUCACCGCACGAAGACGCGAUGUCUCUCAGCGCGAGCGCGGAGAACCUCACUGUGGAUGGCCAUAAUGGCAAGAGCGACAGCAAUAUGUGUCUCGAACUAGCACUGGAAGGCGAACGGUUGUGUAAGGCCGGAGACUGCAGAGCAGGAGUUGCUUUCUUUCAAGCUGCAAUUCAAGCCGGGACCGAUGAUCUGCGAACGCUGAGCGCCAUUUACAGUCAACUAGGAAAUGCCUACUUUUAUCUAGGUGAUUACGUCAAGGCUAUGCAGUACCAUAAGCACGAUUUGACUUUAGCAAGGACCAUGGGUGACAAGCUGGGUGAAGCAAAGUCGAGCGGUAAUUUGGGAAACACUUUGAAAGUUAUGGGAAAAUUUGACGAAGCAAUGAUAUGUUGUAAACGACAUUUGGAGAUCUCGAGGGAACUAGGCGAUAAGCUUAGCGAAGGCAGAGCUUUAUAUAAUCUGGGCAACGUUUACCAUGCUAAAGGUAAACAAGUGGGAAGAGCACCGCAACAGGAGCCUGGAGAGUUUCCAGAGGAUAUUAAACAGUGCUUACAGAAGGCAGUCUAUUAUUACGAGGAGAAUUUAAGGCUUAUGAGGGAGCUGAACGAUUCCGCUGCACAGGGCAGAGCUUGCGGCAACCUGGGGAAUACUUUCUACUUGCUCGGUGACUUCCAGCAGGCGAUCCACUAUCACAACGAGAGGCUGAAAAUUGCUAGGGAGUUUGGAGACAAGCCCGCAGAGAGGAGAGCCAACAGCAACCUUGGCAAUUCGCACAUAUUUCUUGGAGAGUUUGAAAAGGCAGCGCAACAUUACAAACGGACUCUGGUACUCGCACAAGAGUUGGGGGAUCGGGCAGUGGAGGCACAGGCCUGUUACUCCCUCGGUAACACUUACACUCUGCUGCACGACUACCCAGCUGCUGCGGAAUAUCAUCUCCGUCACUAUGCCAUCGCCCAGGAACUGAUGGAUCGCGUCGGAGAGGGUCGUGCGUGCUGGUCUCUUGGCAAUGCUUACUCCAUGAUGGGAAAUCACGAGAAGGCUUUGCAUUUCGCCAACCUGCAUCUCAACGUGUCAAAAGAGCUCGGUGAUCCGACAGGUCAGGCUACGGCUCAGAUGAACGUGGCCGAUCUGGAGAAGCUUCUUGGGAUGGAGAGGACCACUUUAACGGAGGAGAAUGGAAAGGGCGAUGCCAGUCGACUCGGUGCUGCACCCAUUCUGUCGGCUGUUGCUACUUCUCCGGGGAGGUAUAGGUUACGUCGACAGAGCAUGAGCAAUCUGGACUUAAUUAAGUUGACACCGGACAGUAAGCAGAGGAGUCAAAACGAGCCGGUGCCAACUAGAGGUCCGAUCGCCCCGCAGGUGUCGCAAGAGGAAGAGGAGGAAAAUUUCUUCGAGCUCUUAUCUCGCUUUCAAUCCGGCAGGAUGGACGAUCAGCGAUGCGUCCUUCACGCGAACCAGGAGACCGUCGAUAAAACGACCGUCCCGCAGAAAGAACAGGACGACGAUCUUCUGGAGCUGAUCGCCGGGAUGCAGAGCAAGAGAAUGGACGAGCAGCGCGUGAUAUUGCCCUGCUUGCCUGGACUCAAUACGCACACAAAUAAUCAGGCGACUGACAAAUCAACGUUACAGCAGCCGAAGGACACCGACGACUCCUUCAUCGAGAUGCUUCUUCGUUGCCAGGGCUCACGGUUAGAGGAUCAACGCAGUCCUCUACCAAACGUGCCAAAAUUCUGCGACGACGAUAAGCAGAGCCAAAGAUCGAACGAAAACAUUCCGUCUAACAACACCAUUCCGGAGGAGGAUCUGCUCGCUCUGAUUCAGAGGCUUCAGUCGGGUCGUAUAGAGGAUCAACGUGCCUCCGGGCCUGGUAAGACUCAUUAAUUUAUAUAAAUAACAAAGUUUAUAGAUGCGCUCCCCAUACAUAUCAGGCUCGAAUAUGUAACGAUAACCCUACGAGUGUUGCAACUGCCGGCGUAAUACCUUAUCCGAGAAAUUCCGCAAUGGCUUUAAAGUAUUACGUUGAGUGCCAAAUUCUGUACAGACGGCGGUGAUUUAAGUUACGAAAGUAAGUGACUAUUACGCAGUGUACAAUAAUAAACCUAACCUAACAUCUGU
Molecule: messenger RNA, 2508 nt
Organism: Orussus abietinus
Lineage: Eukaryota; Metazoa; Arthropoda; Insecta; Hymenoptera; Orussidae
Gene: pins
Product: G-protein-signaling modulator 2
Exons: 8
Coding region: 412-2274 (620 amino acids)
Molecular function (GO): GTPase regulator activity; protein binding
Source: RefSeq, a predicted model, not a curated record